CCACAACCUUUUCCCUCCCCUCUCCAUCUAUCGCAUGUCCCCCUCUCUAUCCACAUCCUCUCCAUCUCUCCCCCGCACUCUAUGCUUUCCCUCCCCCCCAGGUGAGCGGUGACGACGAAGUGCGCGGGAGCAACCUGCGCUACAGCAUCGCCCACCGGCAGCGCCUGUCGGAGGAAAAUCUCAUCCCGACAAUGACUCGCAAGUUCGGCUUCGUGACGUCGUACACCCGAGCUCCGCGCGCCAACAGGGUCAUCCUGGAACUGUCCGAAGAUGAUGAGUCUGGUCCUGGCUGUGGCAUCGACACCAAGGAGGACAGCCCAGUAAGCAAAUGCAUCACGUCGAUAGAACAGCCUAUUUCAGGGUGCUAUCAUCACAACAUGCUCGGGGAAAAUGAUAGGGACAUACACAUCAUCGAAGUGGACGGCAGCAGUAAUGAAAAUGGAAGCCUUAUCCUCGAGGUCACGGGAAAAGGAGAAAGAGGUGGAAGCAGCAUUGGCCAAGGUGGGAGUACCAGCGUGGAGAGAAAUAUUACGUUUGUACUCCGCACUUCCAGACCGACCACUUGGUCCCUACAUGCUACCAGUCUUCAGGGCACCAUUACUUUGCUUGUGGGUGGAGGUGAUCAGGUAGAGAACACAUCAGUGUCAGGACCUGGUGUGAUGGUGGAAGUCAAGAGAAUCGAAGUGCCAGCUACCUUUGACCAGCUGAUCCUAACAGUAUUAACGACCAUUGGCCCACCUGUGUCUUACACUCGCACUACAAGCCCAAACAAGAUUACUGUUGUAGUCCCUGCAAAGAAUGAAAAUCGGGUAGUGCUGCCUUCAUAUAUCCCCGUUAAUGAAAGACCAACAGUUUAUGCAGAGGACCCUACAACACUGAUACAUGGAGCGCUUUCUGUAAGCUGUGACCAAAACAGCAUGACAGUGGCCAUCCCUCGUCGGAUAUCGGAACGCGUGGGAGGAAUCUCGAUGUCUUUAGCCGAUCGCUCGUGUACGGGGGUGCUGAAUGCCACUCACGUCGUCAUAAAGCAGAGGUUCUCCAGAUGUAGUUUUACUCAUCAAAACUCGGCCUACCAGACUACAUAUACAAAUUAUGUAAUCAUGGAAUUAGGCCCAAGUAUUAGUGAUGACGAAGACUUUGAUGGCUCAGGAUAUGGGUCAGAUGAUGAGUAUUAUGCCACCAAAAUCCAUCCAAUACAGGUGCAGUGUCAAGUAGACCCCCAACCAGAGCAGGAAACCAAGACAACACCAAACAGGAAGAGUACUACGGAAUCUUCAGCUGGAGCGACAUACAAGAUGGAUAUCUUUAGGGAUCGGGAUCACAAGACACCUAUAACGUCAAGUGAUUUGCCAGCAACCACAAAUGUCAACCGUAGACUCUAUGUUCGAACCAAGCUAGCCAGUGUAAUGCCAUGGACUGCAGCAUAUGAUGCAGAUUUACGGGUUGUCUUGGAAGACUGCUGGUUAAGCAACAGCUCAGCUCCUGAGCGUCCAGGUGCUCCUAGAAUACCUCUCAUGCGCAAAUCUUGCCCUCAUGAUUCAUCUAUUGAUUUAGAGCCAGAGCAGUACCACAGCCCCACCUCAGGAUUCAGCUUUCAGGUCCUUCCUGAGUAUUCUUAUUUGGGUUCUUUCUACCUACACUGUCAGUUGGGAGUAUGUUCUGCAGACUCUCUUCCAAGGCCAGCUGUAAAUCGGUGUAUAAAUCCUGGUCACUACUGUAAUGAGGCUCCACUCAUGCAAGUGUUUCUUGAUCAACCAUCAUCUUCAUCGCUGCAGACCUUGACUGUUGGACCUUUUACAAUUGUGUCAAGUACAAAGUCUGCCUGGUCAGACAAGAACACUGGAAAAAGGAAGGAGAAUAGCAAAGAGGGCAUGACCAAGAACAGUGAUGUCAGCCUGCCCGUCAACAAUGCCACAGAAGAUAAAACCCAAAUUAUCGUACUAGGAGGACUCUCAACGGAGAUAGUUGUAGGAAUAGCAUUGGCUUCAUUCAUCAUUGGUGUUUGUUUGACUGCUACACUCUGGGUGAUACAUAUGAAGACAGAUCCCCGACGGCAGAAGCGUCCAGAGGGUGGGGCACCAAGGAAUUCCGGAUAUGAUCUAUCAGCUCACUCAGGAUCGUCGACUCCCUCAUCGCAGGCUCCCAUGACAGCCUGACGGUCCCAUGGGCUGCCCCCGUUGUGGUCACGGCGUGGCAAACUCCAGCAUGCACCUCCUCCAACCACCAGUUGUGUCUAGUGGCCAAGAACUAUGUUUCCAGGUGACCAGAUAGAAAUUAAUCCCAGUCUACAAACAGGCCACUACUGACACUUGCCUGUGACUACCACGAGAAUGGCUGCCUGAUUUUGUGCCCUUCCUGAGU
Penaeus monodon (black tiger shrimp) is the source of this 2361-nucleotide messenger RNA. RefSeq names its product transforming growth factor beta receptor type 3-like. The transcript is spliced from 13 exons. The record is from RefSeq and is a predicted model, not a curated record. NCBI's taxonomy places the organism in Eukaryota, Metazoa, Arthropoda, Malacostraca, Decapoda, Penaeidae. Bases 192 to 2156 code for a protein of 654 amino acids.